Molecule: messenger RNA, 5893 nt
Organism: Pteronotus mesoamericanus
Lineage: Eukaryota; Metazoa; Chordata; Mammalia; Chiroptera; Mormoopidae
Gene: NIPA1
Product: NIPA magnesium transporter 1
Exons: 5
Coding region: 1-978 (325 amino acids)
Biological process (GO): magnesium ion transport
Cellular component (GO): membrane
Molecular function (GO): magnesium ion transmembrane transporter activity
Source: RefSeq, a predicted model, not a curated record
AUGGGGACUGCAGCGGCGGCAGCGGCGGCGGCGGCCGGGGAGGGGGCGCGCAGCCCGAGCCCCGCCGCCGUGUCGCUCGGCCUGGGCGUGGCCGUCGUGUCUAGCCUGGUGAACGGGUCCACGUUCGUGCUGCAGAAGAAGGGCAUCGUGCGCGCCAAGCGGAGAGGUACCUCCUAUUUAACAGACAUUGUGUGGUGGGCAGGCACCAUCGCAAUGGCUGUUGGCCAGAUUGGAAACUUCCUGGCUUACACGGCGGUCCCCACGGUCCUGGUGACGCCCCUGGGGGCCCUUGGAGUGCCAUUUGGGUCCAUUUUAGCCUCUUACCUUCUGAAGGAGAAGCUCAACAUCUUGGGCAAGUUGGGGUGUCUGCUGAGCUGUGCGGGUUCUGUCGUGCUGAUCAUUCACUCCCCGAAGUCCGAGAGUGUGACCACGCAGGCCGAGCUGGAGGAGAAGCUGACCAACCCAGUGUUUGUGGGCUACCUGUGCAUCGUGCUGCUCAUGCUGCUGCUGCUCAUCUUCUGGAUCGCGCCGGCGCACGGGCCCACCAACAUCAUGGUCUACAUCAGCAUCUGCUCCCUGCUCGGGAGCUUCACCGUGCCUUCCACCAAGGGCAUCGGGCUGGCGGCGCAAGACAUCUUCCACAACAACCCGUCCAGCCAGCGCGCCCUCUGCCUGUGCCUGGUGCUCCUGGCCGUGCUUGGCUGCAGCAUCAUCGUCCAGUUCAGGUACAUCAACAAGGCGCUCGAGUGCUUCGACUCCUCCGUGUUCGGGGCCAUCUACUACGUGGUCUUCACCACGCUGGUCCUGCUGGCCUCCGCCAUCCUCUUCCGGGAGUGGAGCAACGUGGGCCUGGUGGACUUCCUAGGGAUGGCCUGCGGCUUCACCACCGUCUCCGUGGGGAUCGUCCUCAUCCAGGUGUUCAAAGAGUUCAACUUCAACCUGGGCGAGAUGAACAAGUCCAAUGUGAAGACAGACUAGGAGGCAGCGGGGCUUGGCUGGCGCGAGGGACGGGAGGACUUGGUAGUGGCUUCUGGUCCUAACGUCACGGGAAGGACAAGAGACCCCACAUCGCUGGUACUAGAGUUGCUCGUCUAUCAGGGUGCGGUCAGGUGGGCAGUGGGGGGCAUUGCCCGGCCCUCUGCCAGCCUGAAGUCGCCACACGGUCGCCUGGGCGUCAUCUCUCUGAUGAGAGGAAUCUCAUGUUCAUUGCCAUGGCCCUGGAAGCUUUCACGAAUACCCUUUCCUUUAAAACAUUUCACUGUUAUUUAAGUAGAAAACAGAGAGGGGCUCGGUGUGCUUAGUCUUUGCAGGGCGGCGGAUGUUCUUCCUGGGAAGAUGCUUGGGACGUGGGGGACAGCGUCCUGAUUCUAACUUUGUACAGUAAAUGCAUCUGUAGCUGUGUUCUUUUGCGUUCAGCCUGUAUAACCUCGCCCAAUGAAGAGGUAUAUGCAUUUAAUCGUUUUUAAUCCUCUGAUGAGCUGACCGUCCCUCCCCCCCCACCACCCCGACCCAAGGCUGCGGUUGAAGAGAGCGGCGUGGCCGCGCAGACCGGGCUCCAUUUCCCGGACUUUCAGUAGCUUCAGUCGAUCUCAGUGCCUUUAUCACUUGAACUAUUCACUUAAUUUGACUAUGACUGUGUGUCUGUUCCCUUAGUUUAGCGCAACACAGCCUCCUUGACUAUGACUUUAAUAUUUCACUGUUCAACACGUAAAGGCAUAAAGCGGUUAUGAGUAACAGUAGAUGCAUUGGUUGGAAGAGAGUCAAAACUGAGGACACGUUAGAAUCAACCCCAUUAGCAUGUAUUGUCCAAUGAAAGGCAGUUGCUCUUCAUAGCAUGAGGUGUUUUAUUUGCAUUCAAUCCAUGUAACUGGGAUCCAGUAUCAAAUAUACCCACGUUCUCUUUCAGUGACCACUGCAGCCACGCAAAAGAAAGAAAUUAUUGAACUUGAUCAUCAGGCUGUGACAGGAGGGGGUGACACCCCAGGGGCACAUGUAUCCAGGUCCCUGGGGUACAGGGACAAGCCAAGGGCCAUGAGCAAACUGAGGCUUGUCAAACCGGAACACACACAGGGACACGCAAAGGAGUCUCUUUUGCAAAAAUGGAAACAAUUCAUUUAGCCAGUUUCCUGUUGGAGCUGGCAGCAUACCCCAUGGUUACCCAGCUCUCAUUAAACUUCUGAAACGCAGAAAAGCCACGCAUUCCACCAGUAUUUUGAUCAAAGAGACCAUUCGUCCGUCUAGAGUAACCUCGCAUGUGUAUUCAAGGGAACAAAGCAUAGAGUGAUGUUUCAUUUCAUCAAGAUAACGUGUGGUUCGUGUGCAGUGUUGUUGCUGAAGCAGAACGUGGAAUCUGAUAAUACCCAAUUAAAGUUAUUCACUAAAGAUAAAAGUACUCUUUUCCGGCCAAAAAAAAAAAAAAAGGACGUUUCUGAAGUGUUGAACAAAGAAGGCUGUGCUUUAACAGAGUGAAGGGCACAUUUAUGAGUUAAAAGUACACAGGAUGAUAGUGGGUAGUCAGGGUUAGUGAACUAAGAGCAGCAACAAAAUUAUUUAAACAUUAAAUAUAUAUAUAUAUAUAUAUUUACUGAUAGUUAAUAAAUGCUCCAAAAGUUCCUCACUCUUUUUAUCAGCUCUCGGAGGCUUGUCUUUUAAUCAGUAUUUUAAGGAAUGCAGGCCUUAAUUUAUUAACCUUUCUGAAAAUAUAAUGUAGCAGUGUUAGCAUAUAUUUAGGCAUAAAACUAGUUUCCCAGGUAAGGAUCCUUGUUUGAGAAAUUGAAAGGAUACACGUGGCAUUACACUUAGAAGUUAUAUAGAAGUUACUGUUUUGUCUUUUUGUUACAACUUAUAUAGGAAGCUUAGUUGAAAUGCAUCUGUUCACGUUCCUUUUUCUAUUUUCAUUCACGAUUAUAACCACAGAUACUCAGAGGAGACAUUUUCAGGAGAAUCAUCCCUAUGAUUUGUUUUGAGGGUAAAACAGAAUCUCGAAGUAUUAAUAACUCGCCUCCCUCUGAAGGUGGCUGGGCCCAGCCCCGCUGGGCUCCCAGGUUCCCAUCUGGUCAACUGAUUAUUUUGGUCAGAUGCGCAGCUUUCCUUUUAGUGGCACCAAGUUCAUGUCGCCCCUCGUAUUUCACGUGCGGGACUCCACCCUCAAAGCAAUGGACGUGACCAGAGGUCUAACAGCCUAAUUGUCAAGUUUGACUUCCGACUUACCCGUAUUUAACCUUCUUUUUAUUUAUUUAUUUUUAUUGUUCCAAUACAAUUGUCUCCAUGUAACCGUAUUUCUCUUACAGAUUCAUGCAUUCGUAAUUCAUUUGGAAUGGCAAAGGAAAGGAAGUCUGGAAGCGAGAGUUUUAGGGGAGGGGCUCGUGGUUAAAACUCAGCAAAACACCUACCGUGUGCUUGUUGUCGAACCUCCUCGAAUCGUGUUUGUGAUCACAAUAUGCAGAUUUACUGUGGGUGGAUACUUAAAUAGGCAUUUCUCUCCUCUCCUCACUUGGACGAUGCCUUAUUUUCUCAUCAGAAUCUUGGCAUUUGAAAAGAUUGCUCACCGAUCAAGUGUAGAGCCGGUUCAGGGUUCCGACCCAAACCCAGCACCGAGACCACCCUGGGCGCUGUUCUGUCCCACAGGGCGGUUCCAUUCCUGCAGAGAAGGUUCUGGGGACUCGGGGCGGGGCGGGGGCGGUCAGCCCCCAGCCGUGCGUGCGGGCGAGACCGGCCCACCGUGGAAACUUCAGGGAGGACCACCGCCCAGAUGUCACUAUGGUCUUUUUACUGCUCCCGUUUUAGCAAUAAGAAAUACUCAAUUCCUACCUUUCCAGCCAGUGUGUCAUGGUUUUAUUUGCACAAGUCCAUUCCAGCAGUAGCAGGUCGGUCUUUGUUCUUUCUCUGGGUCUCACGUCUGAUAGAAAAGAGCGCGCUCACCUCUCGUUGUCCUUCUUGGCGGUUCAGCUCUUUGUAGGUACUGGGCUCACUUCUGGGGGCCGGUUCCCAGACAGGUAUAAAGCGCUGGAGGUGCGGUGUCUCCCAGGCGUGGAUGACCACAUCCGGCCCCGGGACCCGGGAGACAUUCCUCUUGUCCAGACUCCUCAAGAAGAGCCCAGCCCACGCUCUGAUCGCCUGCCCGUCACCCCCGCGGCUUUUCUGAUGUGUCCCUGAUCCUGGCUUGGGCCUCCUGUGACUGAGUAGGAAAGAGGAGACCUGCUUCCGUUUAUCUCUGUCCCCGAAUGCCUGCGGCCUGAAGGAGUGGUCCUCACUGCGUUGUCCUACACCAAGGACAAAGGUCGCCCACCGAGCGGGAUGAGAUGGAGUCUUGGCGUUCCGCCUUCUCAGGGACCAAAAACGCAACAUUAACUCUUUAGCAUGGACUUGAUGUGUCUGUGUGAGUUUUUCACGUGUGUUAUCUUCAUGGCUGGAGGCCUGUGAACGUGAGCCGGAAAGGGGAAGGAUCGUUCACACACACCGGUCACACCAUAAAACGGUUUCUCAUAUCAAAUACCUCAAUUUUCUCUAUUCCUCACUUCCACCUCACAUUUGUACUGCUGAUGAACUUCAAGGGUCUGUCCUGUAGCUUUUAGGUGACUUCACAUCCGGCCGGAUUCUUACACCUCCUCUGUAUACUCGGAAAGCCUAGGAACGGUAGUGAGGGGAGAAAGGAUUUGGCCCUAUCUCAUGACGCCUUUCCUUUCAUGCACAUUUCUCCCAUGCUCGCAAAUGCAACAAAAGAAUUCUAUUUGAAAGAAAAUGUAACUUUGUGACAUCAAAUAAUCAUCUACUAAAAAGUUGCUACUCCGUAGAAUAAGGCUCUUGUAAAUAACAUCUAUUUCAAAUGUACCCAAUAGGAUCAGACGUACGCCAGGGCCCCGAUCAUGACCAGGGAGAAGGAUUUAUUUGUUCUUUUCUCUCUUUUUUUUCUUGAAUUGUGCAACUCUAGGUGAGUCACUUUACCUUUCUGUGCCUCAGUUUCUCUACCUCCAAUGGGUUGGGAUGGUUCUCCACAUCGACUGUCCGAGGGUGCUUGUACUUGAGCCCAUGUCGGCGGCCUUGGGUGACACUGUCACGAGCGGGAUGGCCCGGGAGUGACCGGGGGACCCUCGGCUUGUCUGGGUCUCCUGUCUGCUCAGGGCCCGGCUGUGGACGCGCCGCCUCAAGCGCUGAUUAAGCAAGGGGAGCGCUGGGUGUGAAGUUUGCAUAAUUCCAUGAAGUUUCUUUUUCCAUUCCGUUUGUUUUCAGAGGAAGGAUUUUCUAUAUGCUAUUGUAAAACAGGGGGAUUAAACAGGGACUUUGAAAGCUGCACUGAAUGGUCACACUCCGACCGGGGCGAUGCGCAUCUUUGGCGUCCUGCGUAGGUUUAUGUUUUGCGGGAGAUUCAAUGGCUUGUGAACCAGAUUGAUUCUUCUGUGUUAAAUCUGUCACGAACGAUGCUGAGCUUCGGGCUUUCCAGCAGCUCAGCCCCGAAAGCGAACCGCCUGCCGCCGGGUGAAGGUCAGGCGUUCGUGAACCACUAGUGCCAAAGGGUCACAUAGAAAAGUUCCAUAUUUUAUUUGUCAGGCUAGACUAAUUUGCCCCCCACCUUCAAGUCGGUAUUUUUGCACUUUGGAAAAGUUUAAGGCUGCUGUUAUGAAGGACCAUUCCUGAGUCUUUUUGGUUAGCUGUUACACUCUUGCAAAAGGGAAUAUAAUCAUGAAAGAGAGGAAGAAGAUGACAUAAAAAAUGUAAAACGCGGAUGGGCUGCAUCAGAAUUUUUUCACGUAAAUGUACCGGGAGCUUCCAAUGACCACGCACACACAUUUGUCAAUGGCUAAGAUUUGCUUAUAUUUUGCUGUAUAGAAGUAGUCAUAGCAUGUAAUUGCCUUAUGUAAAUAAAUAGGCUAUUUGUUAAGUUUUCCAAUAUUUA